Aaosphaeria arxii CBS 175.79 is the source of this 1667-nucleotide messenger RNA. RefSeq lists its product as uncharacterized. NCBI's taxonomy places the organism in Eukaryota, Fungi, Ascomycota, Dothideomycetes, Pleosporales. The transcript has a single exon. The record is from RefSeq and is a predicted model, not a curated record. Bases 263 to 1261 code for a protein of 332 amino acids.
CACUUCACCAGUCAACAUUCACAGUUUGACUCAGCUCAACAAAGGCUCACUCUCAGAUACUAACCGUAGAUCCCAACAGCGCCUCCCAAGGGACAAAGGUGGGAAAUUUCUUUCUUUCACGUUACAAGAUUGAUCCUCUCGAUCAACCUUGCAGUUUCAAUACUUCUUCAUUGCUUGCUAUCAUAGUAGAGGUAUCUUCUUCACUUGAACAAGCUUUGCACAGGACUCUCCUUCGUUCACUACACCCGGUCUGCCUUUUACCAUGGAAGUUGCCCCGGAUCUGUUCUCGCGGACGUUCCCGCGGCCCAAAGUUGGAAAACGAGCACUUGGAUUUCUACAUCUACCUGGCGAACUCCGCAAUCAUGUUUAUGAGCACUACUUCGAGCAAGGAUAUUGCAUCGGAUUUUCAACUGACACGCUCGCAUUUGAGGGGCCAUCGGAGCGCAUUCACGGGCGCAACUGGUUCCAAGGUAUCAACCCACCCAGUCUCCGUCAGAGGGGGCCCAAACAAGGUGUUGGGCGCAAGGUAAUACACAUGAAGCGAAAACUGGGAGAGUACAUCCGCAUUGAUGGGCUACAAACGGAUUGGACGACAAGUAGGACCAUAUCCAGUCUCACAUACGUCUGCAAACAGAUAUAUGCUGAAACAAUCCAAUUCCUGUACUGGGACAACUUUUUCGCAUUCAGCUCUGCAAAGCAACUCCAAGGCUUCAUGGAUGUGGUUCCACGUCGGAAUCUUGCUUCUAUUACGAAGCUGUAUGUCAACUACUGGACUUAUGGUGAUAGCCGUCAGCUUGACGCGCAGAAGGAAGAGGACAGGAGACAUACACUCGAAUACAAUACCGCAUUCAAAAGGGCGUCGAAGUUACUCGUCAACCUGAAACACCUCGAAAUCCGACUAUCUUACAGAGGUAACAAUAUCGUCAUGGCGAUCGGCAACGAAUACCUUGAGCCUUUAUGGCAAUUUCGUCGACUGUCCUCGUAUUGGAAACAACGGAGACAAUGCUCCGAUGGGGACUACGACCAGUCAACCAGCACUCUCCAAGUUGUCAAAAUACAUUUCCAGUCUCACUUAUCGAGUCCUGAGGAUUUUCAUGGACAUCCUCGAGCGCUGUAUGAAGCAUCUGACGAUAUGCACCAACAGUACAGCAAUGCUAUCAGUCAAGUCAUCCUAGGACAGAACGCGAACGAGGCCAUGACUGGAUGCUUGGUUGCCUGGGACAAGCACCACAUGUGGAGGCAUCACCUCCGCUUUAUGUGAACUGGUUGAUUAUUCUACAGGUCAUCUUUUCUAUCGUCAACAUACGAGCCACUAAUCACUACAAUGAACAAAUAUGUGGCUCAUGUGGCCUUUUCAUGCAUUCAGCUAUAACCACUGUCGUCUACCUCUCCUACAGAACUUGCGAUCGACAAAACGAGUGGUUCCUAAAGAGCCUUUAUUUUGCUUCAAGAUAAUAAUGGCACACGUGUGUCGAAGUCGGGUCCUUGUACUGCUAGUGGGUCUCUGAGUCGCACUAUGCUAUACCACUAGCUAUGUUUGGAGAUACAAUGGUGAGGUCUUGCAUGUUUCACUAGCGGAUUCGGUGGAGUAGAGCUCUAUGGACGCAGGACACCCCUCGGCACCUCCAACAGUCAAUAAUUACAACCUAUAAUAAAGAUUGCACUGC